Caenorhabditis bovis is the source of this 369-nucleotide messenger RNA. NCBI's taxonomy places the organism in Eukaryota, Metazoa, Nematoda, Chromadorea, Rhabditida, Rhabditidae. The record is from the annotation of a GenBank genome assembly.
AUGGCUCUACGACUACUCAACAUUUCCCGUAGACUACUCAAAACAUCCUCAUUUUGCGGUAGCUUGGCUAGAGAGGAGAAAAUAGGAGAGACAAUAACAGCAAAAAGAGCACGAUUAUUGUAUCAGAGUAAAAAACGAGGAAUUCUCGAAAAUGAUAUCCUUCUCGGUGAUUUUGCUGAUGUCAAUCUUCCAACAAUGACAGCAAGCGAGCUCGAAGCCUAUGAUAAGCUUAUCAAUGGCGAACAUAUGGAAUGGGAUUUGUUUUACUACAUGUCCGAUAAAAAACCAGCACCCAGUGAAAUUGCCAACUGUAAAGUUUAUAAAAUGCUAAAAAGUUUCGUGACAUCGAAAAAAGCACCACGCCAUUAA